CCCGGGCAGACAAACUGUCCGCCCGGGACAUUUUUUAUAUAAGGAAAUUUUGGCGACCCUUAUUGCAUGGACUCAUUAGGCAACCAAAAAAUAACAUAAAUCCAAUUUGCAUUAAAAUGGUUGACAUUAGAGAUGAGUUGGUUUGAAAAUCUUAAAAUUGAACAUUUGAUUGCUGGAUUAUCAGGAGGUGUUGUCUCUACAUUAGUUUUGCAUCCUUUUGAUCUAAUCAAAGUUAGAUUUCAAGUCAAUGAUGGUUCUUUAAUAAAGAGUCGAGAAACUUAUUCUGGUAUGUUAAAUGCUUUUUCUCAAAUUAUAAAGAAAAAUGGUUUUCAAGGAUUAUAUCAGGGUGUUUCAGCUAAUGUUGCUGGUGCCGGAUCAUCAUGGGGUUUAUAUUUUUUCAUGUUUAACUAUCUUAAAUCAACUUUUAGAGAUAUCCAAAAAGUAGAUAAUCUUUCUCCUGGUUAUCAUCUUCUCUGUGGAUUUAUUGCAGGGGCAUCAACUUUGACUGUAACAAAUCCAAUAUGGGUAAUAAAAACAAGAAUGUGUUUACAAGUAUUACCAGAAACUAAUUCUCUUAUGCAAAAAGAGUAUUAUACUGGAGUACUCGAUGGUUUAAAAAAGUUGUACAUGUAUGAAGGCAUACGUGGUUAUUACAGAGGAUUUGUUCCUGGUUUGUUUGGUGUUUCUCAUGGAGCUAUUCAGUUUAUGUCAUAUGAAGAACUUAAAAAAUUGCGUAGCAAAAUUACAAAAAAACCUGUAAACUCAAAGCUAAAUUCAUUAGAAUAUAUUGCAAUGGCAGCAUCAUCAAAGUUUAUUGCUGUUACUAUAACAUAUCCUUAUCAAGUUUUACGUAGCAGAAUGCAGGACACAUUGAUGCAAGAUAAAUACAAUGGUGUUGCAGAUGUUUUUAUUAAAAUUUAUAGAAAUGAAGGAAUAACUGGGUUCUACAAAGGUCUUGUUCCUUCAGUAAUUCGAGUUACCCCAGCAUGCUGUAUAACCUUCUUAGUGUAUGAAAACAUUUCUCAUUAUCUGUUGCCAAAUCUCCAUCAUUCUUGAAAAUGUUCAUCAAAUAAUUGAUAGCAGAAACUUCUUGGAAUGGUAUCCAUUAUUGUGUCUUUAACAGGGAUUUAAAUUCUGCUUACAAUUUUUUCAAGAAACGAACACAGCAUUCAAUGAAAUCAUGUUAAAAAGAUAAAAUACUCUAGA
Molecule: messenger RNA, 1206 nt
Organism: Hydra vulgaris (swiftwater hydra)
Lineage: Eukaryota; Metazoa; Cnidaria; Hydrozoa; Anthoathecata; Hydridae
Product: solute carrier family 25 member 32
Biological process (GO): folate import into mitochondrion; nucleotide transport
Cellular component (GO): mitochondrion
Molecular function (GO): folic acid transmembrane transporter activity; FAD transmembrane transporter activity
Source: RefSeq, a predicted model, not a curated record